Molecule: messenger RNA, 900 nt
Organism: Suillus subaureus
Lineage: Eukaryota; Fungi; Basidiomycota; Agaricomycetes; Boletales; Suillaceae
Exons: 2
Coding region: 163-540 (125 amino acids)
Source: RefSeq, a predicted model, not a curated record
UUGGACCCCGAAAACUGUAUCUGAGAAAGGUACGAACCUACUAAGGUUCAUUGUCACGUCUUCGUUGUCCUACUCAUCGAGCUCUUUGCACACACCUCUGCCUUUUUUCCCAAUCCUAGUGCCCAUGAACACCACCAUCUCUCUGCAUCCUACCUAUGAUAUAUGACCUUUGACACCAAUUCCGCAUCCGCUCCUUCAACCUGCAGUCUAGCUAUCCCGUCGCCACCACUUGAUGUUUUCGGAACAGCGCAUCACGACCCAGCGGCACGUCCGCGUCAAGAUCCAGCGUCAGAUCCCCUUUGCACUCAUUGUCUCUUCCCGUCAAUCUUUGUUGCCUCUGCCCACUACCUGGCGCCUUUGUAUUAUUUCUUCAGUGAUUUCCACUGCAUCCUGGUUUUUCUUCUUCUUGUACCUUGCAGUUCCACCUCGUACAUAGUGCCUACUUCUCCAUACAUGUUCCUGUCAAAUAUUGGUAGUCAUAAUUUCAAGUUGCACCUUUGCAGCCAUUGGAUAUCCGAAAAGCAACAUUCAUUGUACUGAUUCAAUUGUUCACUUACCUCCGAUUUGGUUGACAGGUGAUACAAUCAGGCCCACGAAACUCGUAGUUUCCUGAAACCGCUGAUCGGCAGGUUUCGGUUACCAUGAUAUGAAGUUCCUCACGACGAAUGAAUCCACGAGCACUGAUGAUAUUGACGGAUAAUCAGGUGCUCCGGGACCGUGCUAUUCGCGUGAUUUACGCAACUAUCCAAUGUUCCAUGCAAGCUGUCGGCUCAACUGACUGGAAGUUGGGGCUUUCAAGUAAUUCCAGGGUAAUUUCAAAAAGUUCUUACACAUCCAGAAGCAAGUGUAACGGAAGCACUUCAUCCUUGGGGUACUAUUCGCUUGACUUUCGCAAGUAUG